AGAUUAUCUUCAUCUCAUGUUGUGUAGAGAUGUAUCUUCACAGUUCCAUGCAGUUAUCGAAAGUGUGGAAGGAAUCGUAAAUAUCUUGCAGAGUAUAAACACGUUGCUUAAUCCUCUAAUUGGCGGGCCGAAUUCAAAAUUGUGUGCCACAAACAUUGCCAAUUUGAACGCCUUCCGAGUGAAGCUUCGUGAGCAAAUCGACGGGCUCCGGAUGAUGGCCGCAAAUGAUAGUAACGUGAGCCGAGUGAAAUUGAGCUUCAUAUCAAAGCUCAAUGUAAUUCUUCAAGGGCAACCAUUAAGGACCAUCUGCCUGACAUUGGAAAACGUCUUGAUCAGAGCCGACGAGGAUGAAAUUUGUCGAUACGGUCAGCUGGCGAGCACCUUGUUGCAGCAGAUCACAGAGCUGCAAAAUGAUUAUGAGAAAGAGAAUUUGCUGUUUGAAAAUGAGGCUAAGAAACGACUCGAGAGCACUCUUCAGAUAAAUAAAUCUCGGCUCAGAAUUGAAAAUGCAAGGACCGUCUUUGAGAAGUUACGUCCAUUACUGAACUCAUUCAAUGUGAUCAGAAAUCAUCUUGAUACAAUUUCAAGCCAUUGUUGCUCGUUUUACGGGGAAACUCCACGUGUUGCAGUUGGGGAGCUGGAUACAAAUUUUCAAGCAAUUCAAGUUGAAGUCGAGCAUUUCGAGAUGAUCCUGAACGAUUUCAAUUGUUUUGUGGAUUACUUGUCGCCGGAACUAUUUAAUUCAUGUUCUGGUAUCGCGUCCAAAAUGGAACAUCUCAUCACUGAACGGGAAAUUAAAUUAAUUUGCAAUAACCUGUCCAAUGCGAUUUUUGAUCAAAACAACGACGUGAUCCUACGUUUUGGGAAUAUGACAAAAGUGCUCUACAAGGAUUUUUCUGCAUUGAGAAUAAACAUUGGAAAAGAGCUGAAAAAUAUGAAACUGGAGCACGUCGUAAAGCCUAAUACUAUGAUGAAUGAGCAUGUUUAG
Caenorhabditis elegans is the source of this 988-nucleotide messenger RNA. RefSeq names its product Protein containing ALS2cr12 (ALS2CR12) signature (gene pals-20). NCBI's taxonomy places the organism in Eukaryota, Metazoa, Nematoda, Chromadorea, Rhabditida, Rhabditidae. The record is from RefSeq and is marked reviewed. The coding region runs from base 17 to 988 and encodes 323 amino acids. The transcript has 5 exons.